AGGACCGAAAUGAACAUUAGCAUCCCCGUUUUAUACCUACACCUUUAAGAUACACUGCGCAUGAUGGAUUUCUUCAAAUCCCCUCCAAAAGUACUUUCAAGAGCAGGUAUAAGAGUAAUAAGAAAGUAAAAAAUCGAUUUAUAUCGAGAUGAGUGCACAAAUACAGCAACAAUCGCAAGAUUCGUGGGGUAGCGAAGAUGAUGCAAAGUCAUCGCUUUCGCUGGAUAAAUUAUCGGUGAAUGAAUCCUCGAAAGAGGAGCAAGGAAAGGAAACCUUAAUAUCUUCGUGGUCGUUAUUCUUAGACGGAGGCAUUAUUCUCGAAGUUGGCGUUACACUGGACGAGUACUUUUUCGAUUCCAUCGUGCAAAUAUCAUGUCCUCCGCAUUAUGAUGACCAGUAUUUACAAUUUGAGCGUUGCGAAUGGAAAGAAAUAUUCAAUUUUAAAACUGAACACUUAAUUAAACAUAUGGUGCAGUGUACGCCUAAAAGAAGGAGCAAGCAUGAAAUUUUUACCGAGUCCAAAAUAAUAAUACUUGAAGCGGAAGAAGAAGAAGACGGAGGAUGUAUUCGAAUAAGCGAAUCAGAUAAAUCUAUAAUAUUUUCCAAGCAAGCAAUCGAUAUGAUAUUUAUCGCUUCCGAAGUAAUUACUCAAAAAUUGGAUGUUGCCAACCACUAUGCGAUGUAUUGUCUUUAUGAUGACUUUACGCGUGAGGUUGCAAAAAUUCUACAUACCGAAGGUGUUACUAGCGAAGAGAGCAUGUUAUCGAGAGGGAAAUUGAUAUGCCAAAAUCUCAAAUUGUUAACAUCGCUAAGCAGUUGGAAGGAAAAGUAUGAUAAUUUGCAAGACUUGACUCUUCUAACAGAAAUUGUAAACAUUCACCCUCGAAAAUUUAUAAAUACGGUUGUUAGUAAAAUUAGCAUGUUAAAAUAAAUAAUUUUUUAACAUAAAAAUGCUUUUUAUUUAUUCAUAGGUAUGGAUACACAUCAACUUUUUAUCCACCUAAUGCCGCAUAUACAAUUCAAUAUGUUUAUCAAACUUUAAAAGUUUAGCUAAUACAUUAUAUAAUUGCUCCAAUACGCCUUUAUUAGCACAAUGAAUAUUGAAUAAGGAUAGAUCAAUGUCACCUGAUUGAAUUACACGACCUGUAUAUUCACUAUAUUUAUGAAAUUUAUUUCCGGUGAUAAAGUAUAGGUAUCCAUCCAUGUAUUUGAAUAUAGAAGUUAUCUUAGCCGGAAUAUCCGGAAAGGUUUCCGCAUAUAUUAAGCGAUUUUUAGGCCGAUGACUACAAUCAUCCAAAUCUAGCAGUUCAUUUGCACCAUGAUAAAUAAGCGUGCGUCCGGUAUAGGUGUUAACUGCAGCAUUCACUUUAUGGCUGUU
Messenger RNA from Photinus pyralis (common eastern firefly), 1378 nucleotides. RefSeq lists its product as uncharacterized. The coding region runs from base 149 to 931 and encodes 260 amino acids. Lineage: Eukaryota; Metazoa; Arthropoda; Insecta; Coleoptera; Lampyridae. The transcript is spliced from 2 exons. The record is from RefSeq and is a predicted model, not a curated record.